This is a messenger RNA of Phlebotomus argentipes, 3654 nucleotides long. RefSeq lists its product as uncharacterized. The record is from RefSeq and is a predicted model, not a curated record. The transcript is spliced from 4 exons. Lineage: Eukaryota; Metazoa; Arthropoda; Insecta; Diptera; Psychodidae. Bases 16 to 3654 code for a protein of 1212 amino acids. Gene Ontology annotation, molecular function: FAD binding; iron ion binding; oxidoreductase activity.
ACGGGGACGAAGUUCAUGUGCAGAGAAGGCGGUUGUGGCUGCUGCAUUGUUAUUAUAAGGCGAUAUGAUCCAUUGAGUGGAAAAGACUGGGUUGGAUCAGUGAACUCUUGCCUGGUGUCCGUUUUCUCGUGUCACGGAAUGGAAGUCGUGACGAUCGAAGGAAUUGGCGGGAAAGCGAGUGGUUUCCAUGCGAUCCAGGCGCGUCUGGCCAGGAUGAAUGGCACUCAGUGCGGAUUCUGCUCGCCCGGAAUGGUCAUGAGCAUGCUUGGCCUGAUCGAGAGCCACAAAGGACGCGUGUCGAUGGCAGAAGUCGAGAACAGCCUCGGAGGAAACAUCUGCAGAUGCACUGGAUACCGACCAAUCCUGGACGCCUUCAAAUCCCUGGCCGAUGACGCCGAUCCCACUCUGCCUUCCUGCCCAGACAUUGAAGAUCUCCCGAUGAGAUGCAUUUUCGCUGGAGAGCCGCCCUCUAAGUUCGACUGUGAUUUCGUGCGCUUCGGGCUCGAGAACGGCCGAGAGUGGUUCAGAGUGACGAGUGUGGAGCACGUGCUGAAGAUCUUCGAGAAGUCGCACAAUCGUCCUUACAUGCUCGUGGCGGGAAACACUGGCCACGGCGUCUUCCGCCGCAGGGAAGAUCUCGAGAUCUUCAUUGACGUGAGUGGCGUCGAGGAAAUGAGGAUCAUGACUUUGGGAGACACUCUGGAAGUGGGCGCCGCCGUGACUCUGUCGGAAUUCAUGGGCUUCCUGACCGAGGCUUCAGAGGCGAAGCGGGAAUUCUCGUACUGUCGGCAACUCGUGCGUCAUCUCGAUCUUGUGGCUCAUCCGGCGGUGAGAAACCUGGCCACGAUCGGAGGCAAUCUGAGCUUGAAGCACCAGCAUCCGGAGUUCCCGUCGGACAUUUUCCUCCUUCUGGAAACUGUGGGCGCCUUCCUCACCAUCGUGGACAGCGACGGAGUGCACAGAGUCACUUCCGUGGAGGAAUUCAUGUUCAAGUCCAUGCGCAAACGAGUCAUCCUGAAAGUGAUUCUGCCCCCUCUGCAUCCGGACAAGUUCUGCCUGGCCACGUACAAGAUCAUGCCUCGGGCGCAGAACGCCCACGCGAUGGUCAACGCGGGAUUCCUCUUCAAGUUCAGCCCAGGAAGAAGCGUCGCUCAGUCGGCCAGGAUUUGCUUCGGCGGAAUCAACUCGAGGUUCAUUCACGCCUCGAAAACGGAGAAUCUCGUGAUGUCCAAGAGUCUGUUCUCCAAUGAGACCGUCGCUCUUCUCAUGGCUUCCUUGAACGAGGAGCUGAAGCUGGACUGGAUUCUUCCGGAUCCGUCGCCGAGGUAUCGGAAACUCCUCGCUUUGGGACUCUUUUACAAAGCCAUUCUGAGUGUGGCUCCUGUGGAGAGAGUGAGGGAUUUUCUUAGAAGUGGCGGUGAGGAGAUUUAUCGUACUCUGUCUUCGGGAAGACAGAGCUUAACAGGUGUAGAAAAUUCAAUGGCUAAGCUUGAGGGUCAGAUUCAAUGCAGCGGAGAAGCAAAGUACGUUAAUGACUUACCGUACAUGCUUCAUGAAGUUUGUGCUGCUUUCGUCCCUGCAACUGAAGUGAGUUCUACGAUUUUGGAUAUUGACGCUUCGGAAGCUCUUAAGAUCCCUGGAGUUGUGGCGUUUUUCAGCGCAAAGGAUAUACCUGGAAUUAAUUCAUACAUGACUCAAGUUCUAAUACAACCCCUUGAUGUGGUUGGACCCGAGGAAGUUUUCUGCAGCGGGAAAGUCCAAUAUCACAGUCAACCAGUGGGAAUCAUUCUUGCUGAAUCCAUGAACAUUGCUUUAAAAGCAGCAAAAUUUAUUCGGAUAGUUUACUCUCGUCGAGCCGAGAAAAAGCUCUUAUUAACAAUUGACGAUGUCUUGAAUGCUGGUGACCACAGUCGAAUUAUAAACUUUGCAACUCGAUUGAAUCGCGAAAGAGAGGGAAAUGAAACCGCAGCCACUAUAUCGGGAAAACUACGAUUCAGUACUCAAUAUCAUUUCCAUAUGGAAACACAUACGACAGUUUGUGUUCCAACGGAAUCAGGGUUGGAUGUUCAUUGUUCCACUCAAUUUCUGCACUUUACGCAAACAGGAAUCUCUCGAGUCUGUAAUAUUCCUCAGAAUUCUAUAAGAAUGAGGCUAGAACGAAUGGGAGGGAGUUUUGGCGGAAAAACAUCAAAGUCCGCGCAUGUUGCUUGUGCAGCAGCAUUGGCUUGCUUAAAGCUUCAACGACCAGUUCGAUUUGUCAUGACGAUUGAAGAUAAUAUGAUGAUUAUGCCAAAGAGAUUUCCAGGAAACACUUACUAUGAAGUGGAAGUGAACAAAACAGGGAUGAUACAGAAGCUGGGUGGUACAGCAUACAUCGACCUGGGAUCGUCUGUAAAUGAAGUAAAAAACCUCUACUUGAUAAUCGAUAUCAGUACCAGUCUGUAUGACUCUUCAACAUGGUCUUUGGAUUACAAAGGGGUUCACACAGAUGUUCAUCCUCAUACAUGGUUCAGAGCUCCAGGUUUUGUUGAGGCUCAUGCUACGUUUGAGAAUAUAAUGGAACACAUUGCCAAAGAAUUACGCAUAGAUCCCCUAGAAGUUCGUUUAGCCAAUCUGCGUGCAGACUCUCCAAUGAAGAGUAUUAUUCCUGAAUUCUUACAACAAUGUAAUUACGAAAUUAGGAAGGAACGAGUAGAAGUAUUUAACGCUGCCAAUCGUUGGAGGAAAAGAGGAAUUGCCUUUGUCCCUCUGAAUUAUCCUAUACUGACAGGUACACGCUAUGCAGUUUUCGUGGCAGUUUACGCGGUAGACGGAAGCGUUAGCGUCUGCCAUGGAGGAAUUGAGAUGGGACAAGGAAUUAACACAAAAGUAGUUCAGAUCGCUGCCCGAGCUUUAGGAGUUCCUGUGGAAACAGUAAAGAUUGAGGCUCCAAACACAUUCGUGAACGCCAACGGAAUGGUUACAGGCGGGUCUCAAAGUACGGACAUCGUAGGAAAACUCGUUCUAGAAGCUUGCAAUAUAAUUCUGGAGCGCUUGAAGACUGUUCGUGAGGAAAAACCCGCAGCUUCUUGGCCUGAACUCGUAACAACUGCUUAUGAGCGUGAUAUAUCCUUAUCGGUGCUUGUAAGUGACAACGAAUCUCACCAUCUUUCCUAUAACGUUUAUGGCGUUUCCUGUGCAGAAGUGGAAGUCGAUAUGCUAACAGGAGACUUUCUGUUGCGUAGAGUGGACAUAAGCCAAGAUGUUGGCGAGAGUCUGAACCCGGCAAUUGACAUAGGUCAGAUUGAAGGCGCUUUCGUGAUGGGAUUGGGUUACUGGCUACAGGAGAAGAUCAUCCGAAAUUCAGAGACGGGAGAGAUUUUGACGAAUAGGACGUGGAACUACAAGCCACCAGGAGCCAAGGACAUUCCAGUAGACUUUAGGGUCUCCUUUAUGAAAAAGCAGAAUCUUCCAGCAGGAAUUCUGGGCGCCAAAGGUGUUGGAGAACCUGCUAUUUGCAUGUCGAUUGUGGCUACUUUUGCUUUGAGGAAUGCCAUUGAAUCUGCAAAGAAGGAUGCUGGCAUUGAGUCUUCUUUCAUUCCAAUGGACCCACCAACAACUAAAGAAGAUAUUUUGAUGCUUUCAGGAACACAUUUUGGUCAAUUUCAGUUCUAA